This is a messenger RNA of Athalia rosae (coleseed sawfly), 445 nucleotides long. Its product is annotated as meiotic recombination protein W68-like. The transcript has a single exon. Lineage: Eukaryota; Metazoa; Arthropoda; Insecta; Hymenoptera; Athaliidae. Bases 1 to 291 code for a protein of 96 amino acids. Gene Ontology annotation, biological process: meiotic DNA double-strand break formation; meiotic DNA double-strand break processing; reciprocal meiotic recombination. Gene Ontology annotation, cellular component: nuclear chromosome. Gene Ontology annotation, molecular function: DNA topoisomerase type II (double strand cut, ATP-hydrolyzing) activity; DNA binding. The record is from RefSeq and is a predicted model, not a curated record.
AUGGUCCGUUCCCGAGAGCACAGAGAUAUGGUCUGUCCGGGGGCUCGUUGGAUCGGAAUUCACCCCUCGGAGUUUUCAGCUCUCGGGAUGUCACCGAUUGCUCUUACACGAGCCGAUAUAUCGAGAAUCCGUUCCCUGGAGGGCCGUUCAUACUGCGACGAGAAGCUCUCAGAGGAACUGAAAAUCCUCAAAAAAGGAAAAGUGGAAAUCGAAGCCCUCGCUUCUCUAUCCUACAGAUUUCUAACGAUGGUUUACCUUCCACGUAAAAUCAACGCUAACGAAUAUCUUUAAGUCAGUAACGAAUAUCUCAUUGUCAGUAGCCUAUUUUUUUUUUAUAUGUUCUGUAACAAGUUCUUUUUAAUUCCAUAAUAAUAUUAAUAAAUUUUUCAAAAUCAUCAAAACCUUUCUCUCUUAAAUCCCCAAGAUAUAGCGAAAAAAUCCUGUC